GAGGAUCAUUCUUGAGGACUGAGCUCAGGAUCCCUAAAAAGAAAGUUGGAAAAUAGCUGGAUAAACUUGAUCAUGAUGAGGACCUAGGGCAUCUGCCUGCUGACCCCCUAGCCUGCAGUGACCAUGGCCCCCCGCAAGAGGAGCCGCCAUGGCCUGGGCUUCCUGUGCUGCUUCGGGGGCAGUGACCUCCCCGAGAUCAACCUCCGGGACAGCCACCCUCUGCAGUACAUCGAGUUCUCCAGCCCCAUCCCGAACCCUGAGGAGCUUAAUGUCCGCUUCGCAGAACUGGUGGAUGAAUUGGAUCUCACUGACAGAAACCGGGAGGCUAUGUUUGCACUGCCCCCGGAGAAGAAAUGGCAGAUCUACUGCAGCAAGAAGAAGGAACAGGAGGAUCCCAACAAGCUGGCGACCAGCUGGCCUGACUAUUACAUUGACCGCAUCAACUCCAUGGCUGCAAUGCAGAGUCUGUACGCAUUUGAUGAGGAAGAGACGGAGAUGAGGAACCAAGUCGUGGAAGACCUGAAGACAGCUCUCCGGACGCAGCCCAUGAGGUUUGUGACCCGCUUCAUCGAGCUUGAGGGCUUGACCUGUCUGCUAAAUUUCCUCCGGAGCAUGGACCAUGCCACCUGCGAGAGCCGCAUCCACACCUCCCUCAUUGGCUGCAUCAAGGCACUGAUGAACAACUCCCAGGGGCGAGCUCACGUGCUGGCACAGCCUGAAGCCAUCAGCACCAUCGCCCAGAGUCUGCGCACAGAGAACAGCAAGACCAAGGUGGCCGUGCUGGAGAUCCUGGGCGCUGUGUGCCUCGUGCCUGGUGGACACAAGAAGGUGCUGCAGGCCAUGCUACACUACCAGGUGUAUGCUGCAGAGCGAACGCGCUUCCAGACCCUGCUGAAUGAGCUAGAUCGCAGCUUGGGCCGGUACCGGGAUGAAGUAAAUCUGAAAACAGCCAUCAUGUCCUUCAUCAACGCUGUCCUCAAUGCUGGAGCUGGAGAGGAUAACCUGGAGUUCCGCCUACAUCUACGGUAUGAGUUCUUGAUGCUGGGAAUACAGCCUGUGAUUGACAAACUCCGGCAACACGAGAACGCCAUCCUGGACAAGCAUUUAGACUUCUUCGAGAUGGUCCGGAAUGAGGAUGACCUGGAGCUAGCCAGGAGGUUUGACAUGGUCCACAUCGACACAAAGAGUGCUUCCCAGAUGUUUGAGCUGAUCCACAAGAAACUGAAGCAUACUGAGGCCUACCCUUGCCUGCUCUCUGUCCUGCACCACUGCCUGCAGAUGCCUUACAAGCGGAAUGGUGGCUACUUCCAGCAGUGGCAGCUCCUGGACCGUAUCCUCCAGCAGAUCGUCCUCCAGGAUGAGCGGGGCAUGGACCCCGACCUGGCUCCCUUGGAGAACUUCAAUGUGAGGAACAUCGUCAACAUGCUCAUCAAUGAGAACGAAGUGAAACAGUGGCGUGACCAGGCAGAGAAGUUCCGGAAAGAACACAUGGAGCUGGUGAGCCGGCUGGAGAGGAAGGAGCGGGAAUGUGAAACAAAGACGGCGGAGAAGGAGGAGAUGAUGCGGGCGCUGAACAAAAUGAAGGACAAGCUGGCCCGGGAGUCCCAGGAGCUGCGCCAGGCUCGAGGACAAGUGGCAGAGCUGGUGGCCCAGCUCAAUGAGCUCUCAACAGGCCCUAUAUCUUCCCCGCCUCCCCCUGGGGGCCCACUGACCUUGUCUUCCUCCAUGACAACCAGUGACCUGCCUCCACCCCCACCUCCUCUUCCCUUUGGCUGCUGCCCUCCACCCCCGCCCCCUCCCCUUCCACCUGGGGGGGCCCCUACUCCCCCAGGUGCUCCACCUUGCUUUGGCAUGGGCCCACCCCUCCCUCAGGACCCCUACACCAGCAGUGAUGUCCCACUCAGGAAAAAGCGUGUCCCCCAGCCUUCCCACCCACUGAAGUCCUUCAACUGGGUCAAGCUGAAUGAGGAGCGUGUCCCUGGCACCGUAUGGAAUGAGAUAGAUGACAUGCAGGUAUUUCGGAUUCUGGACCUAGAGGAUUUUGAAAAAAUGUUCUCAGCUUAUCAGAGGCACCAGGUAAGACCCUGCCCCCUCUGGUCUCUUGGGCUGCACAUGCAGAUGUUUGGCCAGAGGAAGUGUGGAAGGGGUGAGCUGCGCAAGGUCAAAGAGCUGUCCGUCAUUGACGGCCGGAGGGCCCAGAACUGCAUCAUCCUUCUCUCCAAGUUGAAGCUCUCUAAUGAGGAGAUCCGGCAGGCGGUGUUGAAGAUGGAUGAGCAGGAGGACCUCGCCAAGGACAUGCUGGAGCAGCUUCUCAAGUUCAUCCCUGAGAAAAGUGAUAUUGACCUCCUCGAGGAGCACAAGCAUGAGAUUGAGCGGAUGGCCCGCGCUGACCGCUUCCUCUAUGAAAUGAGCAGGAUUGACCACUACCAGCAGCGACUACAGGCCCUCUUCUUCAAAAAGAAGUUCCAGGAGCGGCUAACUGAGGCCAAGCCCAAGGUGGAAGCCAUCCUGCUGGCCUCCCGGGAGCUGAUCCGCAGCAAGCGUCUAAAGCAGAUGCUUGAGAUCGUCCUGGCCAUUGGCAACUUCAUGAACAAAGGGCAGCGUGGGGGUGCCUAUGGGUUCCGGGUGGCCAGCCUCAACAAGAUCGCUGACACCAAGUCCAGCAUUGACAGAAACAUCUCUCUGCUCCAUUACCUGAUCAUGAUCCUGGAGAAGCAUUUCCCUGACAUCCUGAACAUGCCUUCAGAACUGCAGCAUGUUCCAGAAGCUGCCAAAGUCAACCUGGCAGAGCUGGAAAAGGAGGUGGGCAACAUCAGGAAGGGCCUGAGAGCAGUCGAGGUGGAGCUGGACUAUCAGAGGCGCCAGAUGCGGGAGCCCAGUGAUAAAUUUGUCCCAGUCAUGAGUGAUUUCAUCACAGUGUCCAGCUUCAGCUUCUCAGAGCUGGAGGACCAGCUAAAUGAGGCCAGGGACAAGGUAAGGACACAUCCAGUCCCCACUCUGACCCCAGCCUCACCCCCACGCCUAUUGCUUUCCAAUUCAGCUUUAUCUAAACACAGAUUCCUUCACCCAUUCCUGCCACAAAUGGCCGGGAAGGGACAGACCCAGAGUCACAGAACUUUGAGAAAAACAUUUCCUCACUCCCACAAGACAAGCAAUAAUGGCAGACUGUCGGGCAGCGCGCUGGAGGAGGGAGGCGAGUUCGACGACCUGGUGUCGGCUCUGCGUUCCGGGGAGGUUUUCGACAAGGACUUAAGCAAGCUCAAGCGCAGCCGCAAGCGGUCAGGGAGCCAGGCCCUGGAAGUCACCCGGGAACGGGCAAUAAACAGGCUAAAUUAUUGACUGGGACUGGCCAGGAGACAGGGAGCUGAGUAGAGGGGCUGAGUAGAGGCGGCGGUGAUACGUCAUUUGGUGCUCCGGUUGAGGCCCGGGCUGGGCCCCAGGCAGAGGAUGGUGUGUGGCUGGACCAGGUGUCCCCCGGCUACUCACCAGGGGCCCCUGUCUUCUCCCCUUCACAUGAUUCUUUUUGCAUCAGAGCCUGGAGUCAUCUCUGAGGCUGGCUUAGACAUCCCUGGCAGGCCCCAGGCCUCAAGCCAGGUAACCCAGCCUGAAGGUCCUGCUCCCUACCCUCAC
Molecule: messenger RNA, 3630 nt
Organism: Otolemur garnettii (small-eared galago)
Lineage: Eukaryota; Metazoa; Chordata; Mammalia; Primates; Galagidae
Gene: DAAM2
Product: dishevelled associated activator of morphogenesis 2
Exons: 25
Coding region: 124-3339 (1071 amino acids)
Biological process (GO): regulation of non-canonical Wnt signaling pathway; negative regulation of oligodendrocyte differentiation; actin cytoskeleton organization
Molecular function (GO): small GTPase binding; actin binding
Source: RefSeq, a predicted model, not a curated record